Molecule: messenger RNA, 695 nt
Organism: Aplysia californica (California sea hare)
Lineage: Eukaryota; Metazoa; Mollusca; Gastropoda; Aplysiida; Aplysiidae
Source: RefSeq, a predicted model, not a curated record
CGGCGAAAGACGAAGGCCCGCCGUUAGUCUUACACAUAGGAGCGCAAGAACGUUGCUCAGGGUCUGGCAGUCUACACAGGGAAAGGGGCCAGGAAACUCCAGGAGCUAGCCGUUCAAAUUGUUUCCGCGCAAUAGCCGGUAGUGUUUUUUAAAGUUUGCCCUUUAAAAAACCCGGAUUAGUGCGAGGUCUUUUUGGGGGGAACUAGACAGAAAGGAUCGCUUUGGUAUUUCUUUGGUUCCAAGCAAAACAACAGCUCUCCAUGGUUUUACAUGUAAGACCCGUAAAGAAAACUCUGAUUAAAGAUAAAUAAAAUUAAGAUUGUAAUUUUUAUGCUACGCAGGCACUGAUUGUGAAACAAUCUUGUCUUCACGCCACUCUGGUUAUCGGCGAUAACAGUUUUCAGAUCCUGUUCUGGGGUUACUAAAGUGUGGACUAUAUAAUUUAAAAAAAAACAAUAACUAUAUAUAAAUAUAAAAAAGAAGUUUACCCGAACUUUUGAUCGGAUUAAGUAACCACCAGCUCCCAAAAUGGCUGCCAUCAGCGUUCAGUAUUUGUGCUUCUUCCCUACCUUUGCUCUGUUGGUGAGCCCCCUCCUCGCCAAUGCUGUCUCUUACGCCCAAGGUGGACUGAGGUCGCAAGUUGAGACACCUGACCGACUUCUGGCUGUCUUGCUUCUUGCUCCGGACAAGAAAGG